Molecule: messenger RNA, 1383 nt
Organism: Spodoptera litura
Lineage: Eukaryota; Metazoa; Arthropoda; Insecta; Lepidoptera; Noctuidae
Source: RefSeq, a predicted model, not a curated record
AAGUGAAUCACGGGCGUGCCGUUUAAUAAUAAUUGUGUGCACUACUAAGGGAGUGCUCCGUUAUAUAAAAAAUAUUGUGUAUAGUUGCAAGGACUAUUACCGUAUUUUAAGAAACGUGCACCUACCUACCAUUUUUAACAUUUUAUAUUGUAUUGUGUACAUCUUAUAGGGGAUGUUACCUUCUCAAUAUUUUAUACAGUUUACAAAAUUAGUGAUGUGUACAUUCGAAAGGAAUGUUUCCUUCACUUCUCCUUUUGUCCAUUGAAUAUCUAAAUUUGAUAUUAAUUUUACUCAAUGUAUAUACGAGUACAUAGUUUACUCUACUUACCUACACAAAAUUAGGUUUAAAUAUCACUAUGUGGACACUUAAAUGGCCUGUUUAUUAACACGAGCAUCUGGAUUUCCAGGUAAAAACGAUUCACAAGUAGACAUUGAACUACCAAUUAAUGACGAACCUCAACCAGUGCCAUCUACUUCAUAUCAAUCGGCGAUUCAACCAACUGAAAUCGCUAUGAUAUUAGAACCGACCGAAGAACUCAACCGUCCGGAAUUAGACGAAGAAAUAAUGUGUCUUCUCGGACAAACACCAUCCAAAGAAAAAAAGUUAGGUUCUGAUAUUCAAAAAGAUCUAGCCUUAAGACUAGAACAUAUUGCUACAAUGGGACUGAAAAAAGAGUCCAGAAAGGAGAUAAUCGAAAAUAACCUUAUACCCUCAAAUUGUACAAAAAUCAAUGCUCCAAAAUUAAAUCCUGAGAUAAAGGCUGCUCUAUCUGAGAUAUUAAUUAAAAAGGAUAAUGCAUUAGAGGCGAAACAAGUACAGAUUGCUGCGACCAUAUCCUGUUUAGGCAACGCCUUAACAAAGAUAUUUUUAUCGGAUUUUAAAGAUCAAGCUGUUAUUAAGUCAUUGAUUGAAGCUAGUCAGUUAUUGUGCGAUACACAACACAGAGAAUCUAUGACUAGGCGUAGUUUUAUUUGUUCUUCAAUAAAAAAGGAUUUUAAGGAACAGCUGUACAAUACAGAGAUAGAUAGUUUUCUGUUUGGAGAGAAAUUAGCCGACACGCUCAAAGCAGCAAAAGCUAUUUCAAAAUCAGGAGCGGAAAUCAUGGUCACUAUGAAGAAAACUGUUGUGCCACCAAAAGCAAGCCAGGUUCCUGCUCAAGCUUUAAAUCAGAAGCCUCCACUCCCUCCAACCCGGCGGACGGGAGUAGCGAGGAGGGCAGAGCCGGCAGCGGCGCCAGCGCCACGCUCGCGCCAGCAGCAGCCACUGCGACACUCUACGCGCUCACAGCGGCACCAUGCACAGCGCCACUAAAUACGCAUACCCAAGCUGACGCUGAUUGCAGGGAAAUUAUCCGGACGGCACUACUGAGGAGAAGCGUGCCG